Acanthochromis polyacanthus (spiny chromis) is the source of this 1461-nucleotide messenger RNA. It is a transcript of the gene cdca3, whose product is annotated as cell division cycle associated 3. The transcript has 6 exons. The record is from RefSeq and is a predicted model, not a curated record. Lineage: Eukaryota; Metazoa; Chordata; Actinopteri; Pomacentridae. Bases 132 to 1301 code for a protein of 389 amino acids.
ACGCUCCCCUGAUUGGUUAGUUUGAAAGAAGCACGUAGGCAGCGCCGCCAUUUAAAGGUUUAAAGUGUUGGUCACUUUGACGAAGAAGCAGAAACGGAACGUCUGAGCUUAAGGUGACUUUAGUAAGCAUCAUGGGAUCCAGUGAGAGUAAAAUGCCUGCAGCGAUAAAACCAGAACCAGCCGUCAAAAAGAGUCACAUCAGUCACCUGAUCGAUCCGCGCUCUCCCUCCACCGGCAUCGAUCGGACCCCCAUCCAGGUUGGUGCUUUUGUGUCCAAAACAUCUGAUGAGCUGAAGAGUGAGAAUGCUUCAGCCUUCAGUGAUCCUCGUUCACCGACCGUCGGCGUCAGCAGGACGCCUGUCAGAGACGUCAUGACAGCCACCGUCGGGUCCUUCGCCCGUCGCCUCGGCUUGUUGUUCCACAGCGAGACUCAGAACAAUCAGAAGACCUUCGUGGAGGAGGAGCUGCCGUCCACUGAGCCGCUCCUCAGCCCGACACACCUGGACACACCUGUGCUGCAGAACCUGAGCGACUCGAGUCCUUUCAUGAUCCUGGAGGAGCCUCAGGUGGAGGUGGAGACGGAGGCAGACAUGAGCCUGGAGGAGGCCACAGAGUCUCCUCUACACAAGAGGCUGAGUCUGAGUCUGAUCACCUGCCAUGAAGGAGCCACGUCCUCCACCGUCCUCGCUGAGGUCCACCACGAAGGUUCUUCAUUUACAGAACCCAGUGUGGAGGUGGAACCUCUGCAGGAUCCUGUGGAACACUCUUAUGCUCUUCCUGCUGUCAGUGUAGAACCAGAGUCUGCUGAGGCUUCUGUUCCCUCUGCAGAGGACGGUUCUCCUGCACCGUCAGAGGAACCAGAACCAGAACCGGCCUCUGCAGAUGCCACAGAACCUCAGCCUCCGUGUUCCUCCGCUGGUCCCAGCACCGGCAUCCGCUGCCCCACCUUCGACCCCAGGAGCCCCAGUCAGGUGGUGUUCAAACCCCAGUGGCUGGGGAGGGGCUUCGGGGCUCCGGGGGUCCGAUCCAGAGCAGUGCAUGCUGGGAAAAGAGGCUCCUCCCCCCUGGCUGUCCGUGUGGCUGUGAAGAACGUGACCAAUGAGAACAAGGGGCAUUGUGGGAAAGCGAAGCAGAAAGGAAGCGAAGGCCGCUCCCCGCUGCAGAUCCUGAAGGAGACCAACUCGCCUCGGGACCAGCGUUCUCAGGUACAGAUGAAGCUGAAGGUUUCCACUCCAGACAAACAGAGGUCCGGUCCGACAGGCCGCCGGGUUCUGGUUUCUCUGGAUAAGGAGAACCGAUGAGCUGCUGCGUCACGUCGUCACACGCCGUCCUUUUAUAUCCUCAACCUGCUUUUAUGUGUCCACGUUUCACAAACUCAUUUUUCUCUUGUAAAUAUUGAACUGCAGCAGUUUUAUCUUGUUGUCAUCGUGUUAAUGUAAAUAAAAUUAUUUACAAAGUUCA